UACAAUGGCGAUGGCUUAUACAACCCCAUUUAUUCUCUUCUAUAUUCUCCUCACCAUCACUCCCAGCCUUGCCGAGUCGGAAUGUAACGAAGGCGCCACUCUAUGCUGGAACUGUCCCAACACGGGUUCACCCUCUUCGGCAACAUUCAAAGGAAACCUCAAAGCAAUCUUGUUCUCCUUCUCAACCCUCCUCAAGCCUCAAAACGACGUCGUUAGAUAUUACAACAUGACAGUGGGCACAAAGCCUGAUGAUCAAGUCACAGCGAUCGGACUAUGUAGAGGAGACCUAAUCAAAGACCCUAAACUUUGCCAGAGUUGCUUGAAUGACACUGCCACUUCGGUUUUGGAAAAAUGUCCAACUCAAAAGGAGGCAAUCAUAUGGGCCGAGAAGUGUAUGAUAAGGUACUCAAACGACGACUCUAGAUUUCAUAUCAUGGAGAAUAAGGAGCCACCUAAGGUGUUGAAAAGUCCCAAAAAAUAUACAGACGUGAGUGCUGAAAAGUUCAAAGAGGGGUUAGAGUCUCUGCUCGAUAAGUUGAUCGUCAACGCUAGUUCGAGUGUUGAAAAGUACGCAUCGGGUAGUGUCAACGUCACGGCGUCUCGGUCGAUAUACUCUCUUGUUCAAUGCAUACCAAGCAUGAGCCAGAAGGAGUGUAGUGAUUGCUUGGACGAGUCAAGUUCGAUGAUCCCAGAUCAGUGUUGUGGUGGUGUUGAAGGAGCCAGAGUACUUAAACCUAGUUGUACGAUCCGCUACGAGAGUGGAAUUUUCUACAACGUUACUGAUAAUACCUCUUCUAACACUAAUUAUAGCUUUGAACCCUCUAAAGAAAUAGGUGAGGAAAAAAACAGUAAAGAUAAGACUGUUAUUCCUGUUCUUUCGAGUGUGAUUGGAGUGGUUGUACUUACCAUAUUGGUGCAUGGAUUUGCAUGAAGAUUCGGAGGAAUAAGGCAUGAAGAGGAAAAUUUUGGAACCUGGAGAUAUAUAAAGUGUGCCAUGGAUGGAGACAGAACCUGCAAAAAUAAAUGGCGUUGAUUAAUCUUUCUAUUGUUUUUUUUUUUACUUCUAAUAGUUUAUAUUAAUUUAAAUCAAUAUAAAAAUAUAGUUAUUAAUGUUUUGUAUUGUUAACAAAAAUCAGAAUUUUUUUGCUUUAUUAUUAGUACACUCUUGUUUGGGUCCAUAAUGUGUAGUGGAAGCUAUGAAUAUCAAGAAACAAAUAUCAUAAAUGGUUGAAACCAGGCACGAUGGUCAUUCCAAAA
Molecule: messenger RNA, 1257 nt
Organism: Humulus lupulus (European hop)
Lineage: Eukaryota; Viridiplantae; Streptophyta; Magnoliopsida; Rosales; Cannabaceae
Product: putative cysteine-rich receptor-like protein kinase 9
Exons: 3
Coding region: 5-931 (308 amino acids)
Source: RefSeq, a predicted model, not a curated record